Messenger RNA from Diversispora eburnea, 888 nucleotides. Lineage: Eukaryota; Fungi; Glomeromycota; Glomeromycetes; Diversisporales; Diversisporaceae. The record is from the annotation of a GenBank genome assembly.
AUGUCGCGAUACCCUACUUGUGGUAACGCUACUAAACAAUCUAUUAUUACUGCUUCUCCUGAAAUGGCUACGCUCCCAACUUUGCCUCCCAUCAGGACACUCUCUUGCGAAAACUUAUUACCCCCAAUCUUAUCUUUAAGUCAACAACCACCAGGAGGUAGUUCUUAUCUUAAUAGAAGUUUAUCAAAUUCUGAACAACAUUCACGUUAUUCUAAUAGUAAUAGUAGUGGGGGUAGUUUACCUUCCUUGAAUACACAAAGUCAUAGUGCACAAACGGUUAUAUCAGAACCAUUUGUUACGGUAUCUCCAGAAUUAAAUAAUCGACCACCUAGAAGACGUAGAAGACCACCAUUUUCUUAUUCAUCGUUAAUAGCUCAAGCUAUCUUAGAUUCACAAGAUCGAAGAUUAACAUUACGAGAAGUUUAUCAAUGGAUAAUGGAACGUUAUCCACAAUUAUAUAAAGCUGAUGAUACUGGUUGGCAGAAUACUAUUCGACAUAAUCUUUCAUUAAAUAAAUGUUUCAAGAAAGUUCCAAGAUCUGAUACGGAAUUAGGACAUUCCACAUCAUCCUCAACAGCUAGUAAAGGUAAAGGUGGAUAUUGGACAAUAGAUCCGGAAUAUAUGUCAGCAUAUCAUGAUGGAGUAUUUGCUCGAGGUGGAGUACAAAAACGAAGACCGGGUGAAGUUGGAUUAGUACAUCCAGGAAUUAAUGGUGAUAUGGAUAUGGAAAUUGAUCAAAGGGAUGAUACAACUAUUACACGUUCAAGUCCCAUUAAUAUACCAUCUUAUUCUUAUUCUUCUAUUUCAUCGGAAAGAAGAAUGUCUUAUGAGGCUGAUCCAUCUUCUUUAAGUUUUUCAUCAAUGAAAAUUCGUGAUUUGUUAAAUUAA